This is a messenger RNA of Vicia faba (fava bean), 1101 nucleotides long. NCBI's taxonomy places the organism in Eukaryota, Viridiplantae, Streptophyta, Magnoliopsida, Fabales, Fabaceae. The record is from the annotation of a GenBank genome assembly.
AUGGAGCCACAGCCACAAGUUGAUGAUGAUCAUUUCGAGGGUUUUAGGCAGUCUUUCGAUGAAAUUCACACCGAAGUUGACAAGCUUGAGAAGCAAGUGAUUGAGGUUGAACGGCACUAUGAAUCUGCUGGUAAUGUUCAGGGAAGUCAUUCUAAAGGUGGUUCAGUAGUAAAAGAGAAAGGCCGGGAGAAAACUCUUGUUGGCACUAAAAAGCUGUUGCAAGAUGCACCGCGUACGGAAACCGCUGCUGCAAAGAGGAUGCAGGAGCUAAUGCGCCAGUUUUCCACAAUAUUACGUCAGAUCACUCAGCACAAGUGGGCUUGGCCCUUUCUGGAACCUGUAGAUGUAAAAGGUCUCGGGCUUCACGACUAUUACGAGAUUAUUGAUAAGCCCAUGGAUUUUGGUACGAUAAAAAAUAAAAUGGAAGCUAAGGAUGACACUGGGUAUAAGAAUGUGCGGGAAAUAUAUGCAGAUGUAAGGUUGAUAUUUAAGAAUGCAAUGAAAUACAACGAUGAAAAAAAUGAUGUCCAUGUUAUGGCAAAGACCUUGCUGGAAAAAUUUGAAGAAAAAUGGCUGCAACUGUUACCUAAAGUGGCCGAAGAGGAAAAGAGAGAAAUAGAGGAAGAAGCACAUGCACAACUAGACAUUCAACAUGCUCAGGAGAUGACCUAUGCCAAAAUAGCUAAGGAUUUAGCCAGUGAGCUUGAUGAGGUUGAUCUACGUUUGACGAAACUCAAAGAAAUGGUCAUUCAGAAUUGCAGAAAACUGUCUACUGGAGAGAGGAAAAAUCUUGUGAGUGCUCUCGCCAAAUUGUCUCCAGAAAACCUCCAAAGGGCAUUGGGUAUAGUUGCUGAGAACAACCCAAGCUUCGAAUGUACUCAGGUUGAGGUGGUUCUUGACUUGGAUGCCCAGAGUGACUACACACUGUGGAGGUUACAUCAUUUUGUGAAAGGUGCUCUAGAAGACCAACCAAAGAUUUGUGGGGGCACAGCUAUUAAUAUUGAUACUGAUGAGAAGAAAGCAAAUUCUAGAAGAAAGCGAGAAUUUUGUGAUGCUCUUGUCAAUAACCUAACAAAGACUAGAAAAUUAUCAAAUGCAUGA